AAAGCAGAAGCUAAGGACCCAAGGCAAAGAAGAACGCAAGCAGAGGCAGACCGGGAGGAGAUGGCGGGUCUGUUCGACAAGCAAGCGGAGAUCUACUUGGACGCUCGUCCGACGUACCCGGCGCACUGGUACUCCAUGCUCGCUUCUCGCACUCCUCUUCACUCCCUCGCCUGGGACGUCGGCACCGGCAACGGCCAAGCCGCCCUCGGAGUAGCUGAGCACUACGACCAGGUGAUCGCCACUGAUGUGAGCGCAGCCCAGCUAAAAUGUGCGAUGCAGCAUCCGAGAGUCCGCUAUGUCCACACCCCAAUACCCAUCUCCAACGACGAAAUCGUGACCUUAAUUGGAGGUGAAAAUUCAGUGGAUUUGAUUACGGUGGCUCAAGCGGUGCACUGGUUCGACGUACCCAAUUUCUACUCCCUCGCGACCCGUCUGCUCCGGAAGCCGGGAGGGGUGCUCGCAGUGUGGUGCUACAAUGACGUUGAAGUGAGCCCUACGUUUGAUCCGGUCAUGAAACGCUUCCAUGACACUACGCUGCCCUUUUGGGACCCCAACAUAAAGCACGUAUUCGAUGGUUACAAGAAACUCCCUUUCCCAUUCAAAAGUGUAGGCUUGGGAUGCAAAAGCGAGCCAUUCCCUCUGGAUAUACCAAAGCAGCUCGCUUUCGAAGGGUUCUUGAGGAUGUUAAGGUCAUGGUCCGCAGUUGCUACAGCCAAGGAACAAGGUUUCGAUUUGUUAUCCGAAGGUGUAGUUAGAGAGCUUGAGGAUUCAUGGGGUGGUCCUGAUUUGGUCAGGUGCAUUGUGUACAAGGCUUUCAUGCUUGCUGGCACAGUGUAAGCUGCAUAUGUCUAUGUCCUCUUUAGACUUCAUUACAAUAGAACUGAACCAGCACGGCGGUUUUAAUGAUCCUUUCAAUUGCCAUUUUUCACAAGCUGAGAACUUAUGAAACCUUAGCUCGGACCCUGUGCUGAGCCGAUAUGCAUAUACUCUGGCAUAUAUCACUUAGGUGGGGAAGGAAUGAUGUGGAAUAGAAAUCUGUAAUUGGGCUUCUUUAUUCCUCUAAAACGUAUGGCUAGAUGACUAUGACUGCUAGUUGAAAGAGUGGUGAUUGCCGAUAUCCCUCCGGUCUCAAGAGACGAGGUGCUAAACCGGCUCAGUUUUCCGUCUCUUUCGGUUAUAAUCAGGUUUUAUUCUUUUCCUUGUCAUUA
This is a messenger RNA of Syzygium oleosum, 1208 nucleotides long. RefSeq lists its product as uncharacterized. Lineage: Eukaryota; Viridiplantae; Streptophyta; Magnoliopsida; Myrtales; Myrtaceae. The transcript has 2 exons. Gene Ontology annotation, molecular function: S-adenosylmethionine-dependent methyltransferase activity. Bases 61 to 837 code for a protein of 258 amino acids. The record is from RefSeq and is a predicted model, not a curated record.